Messenger RNA from Diabrotica virgifera virgifera (western corn rootworm), 7807 nucleotides. RefSeq lists its product as uncharacterized. The record is from RefSeq and is a predicted model, not a curated record. Gene Ontology annotation, biological process: vesicle-mediated transport. The coding region runs from base 139 to 2202 and encodes 687 amino acids. NCBI's taxonomy places the organism in Eukaryota, Metazoa, Arthropoda, Insecta, Coleoptera, Chrysomelidae. The transcript has 8 exons.
UUUUAAAAGAAAUGUUGCUAUCUUCAUAUCGAUUUGAUUGACGUUUUAUUUGUUUAGUGAAAACGUCAAAAAAGUGUGAAAUGUUUUGAUAAAUUCGAUUUAAAUAUUUUAAAUGAAGGUAUCUCUACAAUUUUGAUUAUGGCUAAGGAAAUUCACAUCCUGUUCAUUUAUGAUACUUCGAAAUCACAAGAAGAGGAUGAAAGUGGACCUAUUUUGUAUUUUCAUCCGAUGUGGGUGCCUCAAGAACAAAAAGCUGCUUUAUGUGGCCAAGUUGUAGGUACUAUACAAUGUAUGAAGAAUAUAUUUUCAAAGCCAGAUGUUAUAACGUUGGUUAAUGGAAAGUUUGUCAUUAUUGAACACAAACAGUUCCUCUUCGUUAUGGGCACCGAUAAAAACACUCCAAGCACUUUUUUGCAAUCUCGUGCCAAAAGUUUAUAUGCUGUGAUAGAGUUUUUCCAUAAAGAUAUUUAUUCGCUACAGUUGAAUUAUAAUAGUAAAAACGAUGUAGAAAAGUUACACGAUAUUAUCGACUCUUACUUAAAGAUGCUAUUAGUAUCCGGUAAACUAUUUACACCGAAGCCAGCAUUUGUAUUACCUAAAAGCUCCAAUGACAUUUUUACUCAAGCUGUACAUAUUCUGGAAUGCUGUAGAAGUGGUAACUAUGUAUUAGGGGGUGUUGUUAGCUACCGUAAUAGGCUAGUCGUAACACAACUUUGUUCAGCAUUAACACAACUAGUAUUACUAACAGAAGCAUGCAGUGUCGUAUGUUCCAAUAAAUUAAUCAAACCAUCAUUCUCUCUGCCACAAGAAGUGCAGUUAUACGAAGUGUAUAUCUCCGGUAACGAAUAUUCCAAGUUACUUAAGCUUUCCCAUGAAAAUAUCUUUCAACAUCUGCGAGGUGGCAUUACUAACAAGAAGCCGAGAAAAUUAUCUCAGAAAGAAACAUCAAUCCUGUCUACAAUCAAAAGAGAACAAUCACUUCUGUUCACUUCAGUACCCGAAGAACGGCCUGUACCAACGUUCGAGUCUAACUUUACCCCAACAACCAAGAAAAAUCGACCCCGAUUUUUGAAUCUCGAAAAUACCACUACCAGAGGCAGCACAAACAAACUCUUAAGACAAACGAGUGACUACAACAUAUCCAGCCAGAUUGUUGUGUGUAGCACUCCUUUGCAAGAACAGAAGAAGUUCGUUCAUUUCAAUCCAUUGUCUCUGUGUCAUAAUGAAAGUAAGCCAGAUAUAGUUGAGUGUACAAAUAAGGCAGUUAUUAACAACACAGAAGGCAAAACUGCCAAACUAAAUAAAAAAAUUCACAAUUAUAUAUCUAAAAGGUCACAAACCAUUGCUGAUCCUACCUUUCCAGUAUUAAAACGCGAUGGCAAGCACAUGUCUCUUUCAUUUUACGAAGAAAACGAGAAGAAAGAUAUUUUACAACAAAAAUCGAUAAACAAAAGCUGCCAAAGUAUUCACAAAGAAGACAGUUUGAAUUUUUCGCGCGAAAAAAGUAACUUGUUGCUGUACGAAAAAAGUGGAGAAUAUAGUUUUCCUGAUUCCACGUUUGUACCCAACAGACUGAAAUCUCUGUCGUUUCUGAAUUAUAGUGCCAAAGGAAGUAAGAUAGAUAACAGGAAAUCGGUUAUUGCGAAGCCGAGUUUUGAUUUUCACCGUAAAAAAAUUACGAUGCAACUUGAAAAGAGUUGUAAUGGAGGGAAUCAGAUGGAAAAAUGUGUGUUGUUCCAAUGGCACGAAAAUAACAUAACCAUAACCAUUUUGUUGAAGUUUGACAUCAUUGAAGACUCGUCUGCUAUAGAUUCAUUGUGUACAAUUUGCAAAAACCAGCUGAGUAAGCUAGAGAAUAAAAUGAGGGAUUGCUUCGAGUUAAAGCAGUCACAAGGGGGCGAACACUACCAGUUUAUAACGUUAGACUCAACCGGUCCAAGAACCUUCUGGAACGGCACUACUGAGGAUUGGCGGGAGCUGUAUUAUUUUAACGACGAAUUAUCCAACAAUAGUAUUACUGAAGUUUUAAUAAGGUCUCUCGACACCUCAUACUAUGGUUACCACUGCGGUCCCACUAAGAUUUUUUACGGUGAAACGACGAAUUGUAAUGGUGGGUUACCCCUACCGGCCGAUCCUAUGGGUGUACUGCAAGUAAAGGCAAAAAGAAGACUCGAAAGAGAUUAUGCUUUAAUUUUGUUUUAACUUUUUUCCUGUUAGAUGAUUUUGUAGGUGUAGGUAACUGUAUUUAUUUCAUAAGACAGGUUUUAGGUCACUUAAAAUUAAACUUACAAUGGAAAUAAUGGAAUAUACAGUCGGAAAAAUGAAAGAUCACCCAUGAACGAUCAUAUCCAUCAGUUAUUUUGUAUGUGCUGUCUCUUUCUAUAACAAACGUUUGGUAAUUAUAGAAAAAGACAGCAAAUACAAAAUAAGGGAUUGAUAUGAUCGUUCAUGGGUAAUCUUUCAUUUUUCCGACUGUAAGUGACCUAAACUUUCUAUUAUUCUGUUUCCAUGACUGAUGUUACGAUGGUAUUACUCUUCUUAUACAAUGUAUUAAGUGUUUGCAUAUCAUUAUGUAGUAGGACCAUGUUUAGUUCCCCUCGACACUCAUAUAGUCAUUCAUAAUCAACAUAGUUCUUGACAUUUGCAUUUUAUUUGACAUUUAAAAUAAUAUCUGCACAGACAAUUUAAGCUUUAAACGGUUAAACAACGAAAAAUAUCCGUGCCAAAGUGUUUUUUAAUAGACAUGUUUUUUUACCUACAUUUUCUUAACAAACAAGGCACCAUUGACUGAAGAAACAGAAGAAAAACAGCUGAUUUUCCCCCAUAGGGCUUUUCAUCGAUUGUCAUUUGUUUCGAGCUUCUGUCUUAUGUUGUAUAAUCUGUGUAUAAUAUUAAUAUACAAGGAUUAUACGAUAUAUGACAGAAGCUCGAAACAAAUGAUUGUAAAUGAAAAGCCCUAUUGUGAAGCCCAGAUUAAUAUCGGCUAACUAGCAAAAAAAGUCUUGAUAGAUCCGACAGCGUUGUUAUUAAGUCUACACGUGCAUAUAUGAGAUUUGCAAAUCAGAAAGAUCCUUCUGCAGAAGAUUAUAAUUAUAACUAUGUCGGCUUCUUAUGCUACUUUAUGUCGGUUUAUCUUCACUUCAAACUCUACUCUACACGCCAAAUUCUAAGCAACAAAGCUGUUUCUAACGAAUUAUUAGUAAAAAUUUGUUUGUUUUUAAUAAUAUUUAUCCCCUAUAUGUGAUAGAUUGUGUUAAAUGUGUAAUUUAUUAAAGAAUAUGCCACGUUAGUGGUGACAACGUACAAUUUUUUGAGGUUAGGUACAUGUUAUGAUCAUAGAGGUAUAUAUUAACAUAGAGUGAACCUACCCUCCGCGCUUCCUGACGACAAGAUCUCAUGGACUGGUUUGCGGCAUCUCUUUCUAACACAUUGUAUCGAGAAACUAAGAUGACACUAAGUGUGAGUAUAAGUACGGAAAGGGAGGACAACUGUCGCAGCUUUACUAUGCGUAAGAGUGAAAUAGCACUGAGCCAAAUAAAAAAGAUGGUGUCGUCACUGCGCUCUGAAUGACACUCUGUCUAUGAUAAUAUAUAACUCUAUGGUUAUGAUACAAUUAUUUGAGACAUUCAUGCCUAUUCUGUAACUCAUUUCGAUGAUAGAAGUCAGUAAAGUCGAAUAGAAAUAGUCCAAAUCCGUAUUCCAUAACUACUUCGGAAUCUCUACAAUCGUAAUGUGAAUAGAAAUCACUUCGACAGCAUUUACCCUGUCGAGAUGAGAUUUCGAUUAUCGGAAUUGUGGUUGACGCAAGCGCAUUUUGUUUUGUUUUUACGUUUAUAUUUUAUAUAUAAAAAUAAUUAAUUACAUACUACUUAUUUAUAAUUAUUUAUAGUAUUUGUACCUUUUUUUAGCUGCUUAAUUUUUAGUCUGUGGUGUUAUUUGUUUAGAGAACUAUAUAUAUUUCAUUUAGACAUGUUGUACGAGUAUGAAUAAUUGGACCUAACCUUAUUUAUUUGCUACUUGGCGUCUGAAUGUUUCCCAUUCACAUUGUUGCCAUAUUUUGUUCGCAUAUUUCUUGUACAAUUGCAAUCAAUGGUAUAAUGCACAAGAAUAGCAUACGAUAGACUUCUUAUGCGUUAAUUGAUAAAUAAAUAUUAUACCAGUAUACUUGUAUAUUUAUCAGUCAACGCUCAUAGUCUGAACAAAUUAUAGAAAAGAUGCCAUUUUUGGGAAAAGCUGUUUAGCAGUUAUUUCAACUGGAAUCGAAUCUUAAAGAUUGCAUAUUAUUAGUAAUAUCAAUUUUAAAUAAUUUAUUAAUAAUAAUGAAUUAAUAACAUCCAUUUAAAUAUCUUUGAUUUAAAAGCAUUUAUACUUCUUAUCUUCACUUAUCUUUUUUAUUUAUCAGUUUAUCUUCUUUUUUAUAUCAAUUUUAAUUAACUUUAAUUUAAAACCAUUUAUCCUCUUUUGAGCUUUUUGCAUCCAGUAUUUACACGAAUAUUUUAUUUACUUCUCAAAACUUUGAGGAUAGUAUGAAGAAAGUAUGAAAACAUUGAGGAAAUGGCAACGGUGUCAUAUUUCAAGUAACAAAAUAGGUCACAGAACACAAUUUCGCUGGUUACUGCGCGGUUGCCACCUCCUCAGAACCGCGUGAAAUAGAAGUCAGAGAUUUCGAUUACGAUAUGAGUUACAGAAUACCGAUCCAAACACAAAAAUGACGCAAUAGAUAUCAAACAUUCCGAUUUUGGGUAAUUACGAUUCGACUUGGUCAUUUCUAUUCGAUUUGUUAAAAGUUACAGAAUAGGGCUGAUUGUAUUCCGCUCUUGACCAACUAAGAGAAGUAGAUAAAAAGGAAAGGAAAAACGAAUAUCUAAAAUCCUUCGAAAAAUUUCAGCAUAACUGAAAGAUUCCAAACUACCCCGAGGUAUUCCAGAGAAACUAUUUAUUAGUUUCAGCAUAGUGAUGUAGUGUACUAUUCUAGGACAGUUUUGAAUUAUAGACUGUCCCAGAAGUUUUGGAGUCGUCCCUACCUGUUCUGAAUUCUUUUAGAGACUUCUAAAAUGUUCCAAAUGGGCAAAACUGAUCGCAAACAAGUGCCAUGGUGGUAAACAAUAUCAAAAAAGACGAAAGAAACCAUCGAUUGGAUAAAAGCUCUAAAAGAAGACUAAAGAAGAAAUAGUUUUUGCAAGGUUUGUGUCAAUCCUAUUUACUAUUUUUGUUGGGAAUAAACCACAAUUUUACAUUAAAAUUAACGUUUCGAUUUCCGAAGUGGAAAUCGAAACGUCAAGUAAACUUAUUUUAAAGUAAAAUUGUGACUUAUUCCGAACGAUAAUAAUAAAUUACAGUUAAACAAUACAUAUAGCCAUAUGAUCUAUCUCUAUCUAUCAGCGAGGUUCCUACAGCCUCUGCCGCUUCUCGCAUUUCGACCGCCAUCGUUUUCUGUCCAUCCAUUCGUCUUCUUUGAUGGCUCUAUCUUUCAUGAUGUGCCGUACAUUUUCUUCCCAGGCAACUGAAGGUCUUCCCCUUUUUCUUCUUUGGUGUGGUAUGUAAUUUAAAGCUUUCUUUUACCAUCCAUCUUCAUUCAUUCGUUUUACGUGACCAUACCACACUAGUUGUCUAGUUUCAAUUUUAUCUACACUGGAAUAUACAGUAUGUGUCCUCCUUCUAAUAUCUUCAUUCCUGAUGUGAUCUUUUUUAGAUAUACCACACGCUCUCUUUUUCUACUACUUCUAUUCUUUUCCUAUCUUUUUUUGUCAUCUGCCAAACUUCUGCCCCAUAAGUCAUAAUAGGCUCUACCAAGGUACGAUAGAUUGUCAAUUUCGUUUCUUGUCUUAUAUCCUUAGACCAUAGUAGAGAGCUCAGAAUGUUUACCGCUUUUUUGCCCUGCUGCGUUCUCUUUUCGAUGUCUCUUUUGGUAGUGCCUUCUUUAGAUAUUAUAGAUCCGAGAUAUUUAUAUUCAUUACAUCUUUUCGUGGUUCUAAUUUCUAACUCUGGAUCUUCUUCAUAUAUGCCAUAUACAGCGUGUCCAAUUAAGUCGGCAUCAUAUGGGAAACUUUUUUAUUCUUACAAUUUUAACUAUUUAUAAUGGGAAAUAAGCCACAAUAUUAUUAAAAAAUGAUUUUUAUUAACGUUUCGACGCCCAAAUCGGGUGCCUUUGUCAAAAUACAAAAUACUACUGUAUUUUGUAUAUUUUGUAUUAUUAUUAUUAUAUCAGUAGUAUUUUGCAUUUUGACAACGGCACCCGAUUUGGGCGUCGAAACGUUAAUAAAAAUCAUUUUUUAAUAAUAUUGUGGCUUCCUAUUUCCCAUUAUAAAUAGUUAAAAUUAUAAAAAUGCCACAAGAAAAUAGCUUCAGAACAACAUUUUUAUUCUUAGUUUUAUGAAAAAAAGUAAUUCUUUAUAGAAAGUUGUGCAUGGUCUAAAACUUAAAAUACAACCAUCAGUUAUCAAUUUUUUUAAGCCGUAUACGAGGUAUGUCAAAAAAUAUGAAUUUUACUCAAGAGUAAAGUAGCUUUAUUUUUCACAAUAUUGAAAAUUGUUAUAAUGAAAGGUUGUUUGAAAUUAAGAACUAUAUUUUAAUAUGCAAUUUCAUCCUUCUAAUUGAAAAAAAAAAUUUAAUUUUUUUUAAUUAUGGAUACUUACCCACGUUAUUUUCAGUUAUUAUUUCAAUUAUGAUAACUCGUUUAUUAUUAAUUUUACCAAAAAUAGUUAUUCUGUAUAAAAUGUUCUGCAUGGUCUAACAUCUAAAAUACGACCAUCUUAUAUCAAAUUUUGUCAAUUUUAAUACGAGGUAUAUAAAAAAUAUGAAUUCGCUUAAGAGUAUGUACUUAAAUAAAAUACAUACCGGUAUUUUUCACAAUAUUGAAAAUUGUGAUUAUGUAAAUUUGUAUAGAACUAAAAAGCAUGUUUCAAUAUGUAAAUAUAUCCUUCUUAUUGAAAUAUUUUGAACUAUAAAGGUACUUUAUUCUUGAUCGAAAUUCAUAUUUUUUGACGUACCUCGUAUAAAAUUGAUCAAAUUUGAUAUUAGAUGGUUGUAUUUAAGGCUUUUGACCAUGCAGAACUUUUUACAAAGUAUACAUUUUUUUCGUAAAAUUAAUAAUAAAAGAGUUAUCUUAAUUAAAAUAAUAACUGAAAAUAAUGUUGGUUAUCCAUAAAAAAAUUCAAAUUUUUUUUUCAAUUGGAAGGAUGAAAUUGCAUAUUAAAAUAUAGUUCUUAAUUCCAAACAACUUUUCAUUAUAACAAUUUUCAAUAUUGUGAAAAAUAAAUCUACUUUACUCUUGAGUAAAAUUCAUAUUUUUUGACAUACCUCGUAUACGGCUUAAAAAAAUUGAUAACUGAUGAUUGUAUUUUAAAUUUUAGACCAUGCACAACUUUUUAUAAAGAAUAACUUUUUUUCAUAAAACUAAGAAUAAAAAAGUUUCCCAUAUGAUGCCGACUUAAUUGGACACGCUGUAUAUAUGUCAUAUAAGCCAUAUGAUGCCACAAGAAUAUAGCUUCAAAACAAUAUUGUAUCAAUCCUGUGAUUUUUGUAUAAAAUUUAAAAUUACCUAUGAGAAAUGUAUGAGAAAUUUAGUUGAUGUACCUAACCUCAAAUAGACAACAAAGUGAUGUCACACCAAUGAGGCAUAUUAUCGUAAGUCUUGAUAUACAUUCCCAAAAAAUAUUCAGUCUUCAAAGAAGUGAUAUGUUUUUUAUAUUAUUUACUAUUUUUAUAUAUGUACUUAUUAUAUUUUUGUCAUGAUUAUCUAGUCCAAUGUAUGAAAACCAAAAUUCUGGUGAGAAGCUAGAAUAAAAUAAAUGUCUCUAUUUCCUAA